AUGAGAGCAAAACUGGAUGAAAAAUUUGGUGUCGAUGGCCUUUUGAUAUCUGAAUCUGCCCCUGUAGAUGAACAGUGGAGUGCAUACGCUAGCAGACUGCGUGGCUGUGCUUCAGAAGUCUUGGGAAAGCCUCAGAAGAAGCACCAGGACUGGUUUGACGACUCAGAUCCAGAGAUCAGAAAGCUAAUUAAUGAUUUCAGAACCUCUCUUUGCACCCCUGAUGAUAACAAGCGUAGAGCAGCGCAUUACAAUCUGAAAGUGAAGAGGGGCGCGAAGAGGGGCGCGAAGAGGGGCGCGAAGAGGGGCGCGAAGAGGGGCGCGAAGAGGGGCGCGAAGAGGGGCGCGAAGAGGGGCGCGAAGAGGGGCGCGAAGAGGGGCGCGAAGAGGGGCGCGAAGAGGGGCGCGAAGAGGGGCGCGAAGAGGGGCGCGAAGAGGGGCGCGAAGAGGGGCGCGAAGAGGGGCGCGAAGAGGGGCGCGAAGAGGGGCGCGAAGAGGGGCGCGAAGAGGGGCGCGAAGAGGGGCGCGAAGAGGGGCGCGAAGAGGGGCGCGAAGAGGGGCGCGAAGAGGGGCGCGAAGAGGGGCGCGAAGAGGGGCGCGAAGAGGGGCGCGAAGAGGGGCGCGAAGAGGGGCGCGAAGAGGGGCGCGAAGAGGGGCGCGAAGAGGGGCGCGAAGAGGGGCGCGAAGAGGGGCGCGAAGAGGGGCGCGAAGAGGGGCGCGAAGAGGGGCGCGAAGAGGGGCGCGAAGAGGGGCGCGAAGAGGGGCGCGAAGAGGGGCGCGAAGAGGGGCGCGAAGAGGGGCGCGAAGAGGGGCGCGAAGAGGGGCGCGAAGAGGGGCGCGAAGAGGGGCGCGAAGAGGGGCGCGAAGAGGGGCGCGAAGAGGGGCGCGAAGAGGGGCGCGAAGAGGGGCGCGAAGAGGGGCGCGAAGAGGGGCGCGAAGAGGGGCGCGAAGAGGGGCGCGAAGAGGGGCGCGAAGAGGGGCGCGAAGAGGGGCGCGAAGAGGGGCGCGAAGAGGGGCGCGAAGAGGGGCGCGAAGAGGGGCGCGAAGAGGGGCGCGAAGAGGGGCGCGAAGAGGGGCGCGAAGAGGGGCGCGAAGAGGGGCGCGAAGAGGGGCGCGAAGAGGGGCGCGAAGAGGGGCGCGAAGAGGGGCGCGAAGAGGGGCGCGAAGAGGGGCGCGAAGAGGGGCGCGAAGAGGGGCGCGAAGAGGGGCGCGAAGAGGGGCGCGAAGAGGGGCGCGAAGAGGGGCGCGAAGAGGGGCGCGAAGAGGGGCGCGAAGAGGGGCGCGAAGAGGGGCGCGAAGAGGGGCGCGAAGAGGGGCGCGAAGAGGGGCGCGAAGAGGGGCGCGAAGAGGGGCGCGAAGAGGGGCGCGAAGAGGGGCGCGAAGAGGGGCGCGAAGAGGGGCGCGAAGAGGGGCGCGAAGAGGGGCGCGAAGAGGGGCGCGAAGAGGGGCGCGAAGAGGGGCGCGAAGAGGGGCGCGAAGAGGGGCGCGAAGAGGGGCGCGAAGAGGGGCGCGAAGAGGGGCGCGAAGAGGGGCGCGAAGAGGGGCGCGAAGAGGGGCGCGAAGAGGGGCGCGAAGAGGGGCGCGAAGAGGGGGCGCGAAGAGGGGCGCGAAGAGGGGCGCGAAGAGGGGCGCGAAGAGGGGCGCGAAGAGGGGCGCGAAGAGGGGCGCGAAGAGGGGCGCGAAGAGGGGCGCGAAGAGGGGCGCGAAGAGGGGCGCGAAGAGGGGCGCGAAGAGGGGCGCGAAGAGGGGCGCGAAGAGGGGCGCGAAGAGGGGCGCGAAGAGGGGCGCGAAGAGGGGCGCGAAGAGGGGCGCGAAGAGGGGCGCGAAGAGGGGCGCGAAGAGGGGCGCGAAGAGGGGCGCGAAGAGGGGCGCGAAGAGGGGCGCGAAGAGGGGCGCGAAGAGGGGCGCGAAGAGGGGCGCGAAGAGGGGCGCGAAGAGGGGCGCGAAGAGGGGCGCGAAGAGGGGCGCGAAGAGGGGCGCGAAGAGGGGCGCGAAGAGGGGCGCGAAGAGGGGCGCGAAGAGGGGCGCGAAGAGGGGCGCGAAGAGGGGCGCGAAGAGGGGCGCGAAGAGGGGCGCGAAGAGGGGCGCGAAGAGGGGCGCGAAGAGGGGCGCGAAGAGGGGCGCGAAGAGGGGCGCGAAGAGGGGCGCGAAGAGGGGCGCGAAGAGGGGCGCGAAGAGGGGCGCGAAGAGGGGCGCGAAGAGGGGCGCGAAGAGGGGCGCGAAGAGGGGCGCGAAGAGGGGCGCGAAGAGAGGGGGACGCCGUACACUUCGCGCAUGGAAUGCGCCAACCGGCCGCCACGUUUGCUUCACGUGGGCCGUGGCUGCUCCACUAAACACGCACAGGGCGCGCGCUGCAGCGAGGCAGCCCACGCUAGUCAGCCACGUGAGCCGGACGCCGCCGCGCUGCCCGCUGCCUGA
Molecule: messenger RNA, 2415 nt
Organism: Schistocerca piceifrons (Central American locust)
Lineage: Eukaryota; Metazoa; Arthropoda; Insecta; Orthoptera; Acrididae
Product: ABC transporter F family member 4-like
Exons: 3
Coding region: 1-2415 (804 amino acids)
Source: RefSeq, a predicted model, not a curated record